UGCGCCGUGACCCGUCGAGGUCAUCCAUAUCGUCACCAAUGCUUAGAACGUUUGAGAGAACAUGUUGUGAUGUAGCAUUUUGAAAGGUUGCACCAUAUUGGCAGCCAGGAUGGAUUCAGUAAUGUCUUUGUCAGGAGAUCAAAGCGUUGUCAGGAAGUUGAAGUUGGACUCAUGGAAGUCGCACGCCAUUACAUUUACAGUGGGGAUGUUGGCACUCAUUGGAAUUCCAUACAUUCAUAUAGGAAUAAUCCACAGAUGGUUCUGGGUACCUGAGAAAGUGGGGAAGGUAGACAAGGGCACCUGCACCUGUAGCUGUUUUGACACAAUAUUUAGAGGCAGCUAUGAACGAGGAGUGACGGGAUACAAAAAUGUUUAUUUCAAUGCCACUGCUGGCAGCUUGCAGAUCUGGGCCCUUAUUGUGGGAUCUCUGCUCAUCAGUUAUGAGGUGAUUAGGUAUUUGAUAAAGGUGCUGAGGAAGGGUGCAGUACGUUGGACUUGGUUUUUCUUGUUUGCCUCCUCCGUCUAUCCACAUUAUUACUCAGUUUGGAACUACUUUAACUACAUAAACGAGAGGUUCUACUCCCAGUGGUAUCACCAGUUACUGUUCUCCACAACAGAAAUAAUCUCAACAGCAGUCGAUUUGAACCUCUGCAACAAAAACCAAGCAGUGACUUCUAGAAAGCUUUUGAUGGUGUUCAGCAUUAAUUUCAUGCACGUGGUUGUGGCUGGAAUCGACCAGUUUGUGGCUAAUGUGUUCCUUGGCAGAGGUUAUGCUUUCCAAGUGUUUAGAGACAUAGGAAUGACUCCGCCGGAUGUCCUCCAUAUCGUAGUCUGCCUGAUUGAGAUGUAUAGGAUUUCUAAGAGGCACGGACCAGGAAUGGGAACAGGCAGCAUCAUGAAAGAUUUGCCGUAUGCAGGAGCUUUUAUGGCUUCGUUUUUUAUUGUUAGUAAAAUGCUUUAAAAUGCAGCUGUUGUUCUUAUAUUGGCUACUAAUUAGCUUCAAGAUUUGCUGUUUUGUUAAUAAGUGAUAAACAGUUUUUAAUCAGAUUUUUAGAAUGUUAUGUAAUAUUCUUUAUCCGGUGUUAUGGCAGUAUUAAAGUAUUUGCUGCGGGUGGAUUAUUGUGAAUAACCAUAAUGUGAAACUGGUUUCCAUAGUAUUAUAUUAUGCCUUUUUUGUAUUCUAUUUUAUAUAUUGACUUCAAAGUAAAAAUUAGAUUUUAAUUUAGAAAUAAUCAGUAAAAUUAAUUUAUUACAUCAGAAAGGUUAGGUUAUAUUAUUAGUCCAGAUUAUUAAUAUCAUAGCUAUUUAUUCAGAGCUGUUGUGUAAGAGGGGCUUGCUGCUAGGGAGCGUCGAAAAUGUCGGAUAAGUUGGGGUAAUUCUCCAUGGGAAAGGUCAUCCCUAGAUAAGUCAAGUGCACUAAACGCCAGCCGAGAGCUCUUCCAUUAAGCAUGCACUUAUUACUAGCACUGAUGAGACUUUUCCGACUUUUGUCAGAAUUCCGACUUUUUCAGGGUCAUUUGGAUCAUUCUUGUGAAUCCUGUACCCUGGACCCCAGCCAUUUUUCCUACUUUUUCAGUGGGGACUGAUCUCAUCCCUGUACUAGUCUGUUAUUCAUUAUACCAUUAUACGAUUGCAAAGUAUUUCUUUUCACUUUGUGGGAAGACAGUAUAAUAGAAUAUAUUAUUGAAUUCUUUUUUUUUUUUGGGGGGGGGGGGGGUACAUACAUGUAUGAAUUUCCAUAUAUUUUGCAUUUUUGUGUUCUUUACAUCUUCAGCAAUGGUUAAGUUUCAGACAAUUUUUUUUCCAAUUCAGGACUGAAUUUUGCAUUUGAGUUUACCACUUAGGGUAACGUCAAAGAUCCAUUAAUUGCAACAUUUUUUUUUUUGCUUUUUUUCAUUCCAAAAUGAUGUCUGGUUUAAACAAUUAAAAUAUACCUUCUGUGUAGUAGUUUGUUAGGAUGGCAAUUUAUAUGAAUUUUAUGUACACCCAGUCAGAGCUUUCAUUGAGUAAUAAUGACCAGAAGUUCUUUUGCCACAAUAAAAAUAAUUACUCAGAUGAGAGAGAUUUCAAUGUGCCUCAUCCAUAUUUGAUAACACAUUCGAAUAUCUCUUAUGUGAGAAAAAAUAGAAACAAAGAAGUAUUUCAAUAAUAAUACAGGUAAUAAUAAUGGAUUAUGCUAUACCGGGUAUAUAAUCUGUACUCUGAAGGCUAAUAUUAUGUUAUGGCAGCUGAGGUUUUUGUUAUGUCACAUUAUGUAUACAAUGUAGAGCUGCUGUAUUAUUAAGUCAGAUUAGGCUGGCAACUGGUCCAAAGAUGAUGGCUACAUGUGUGACAAAGAAAGCCAGGAGUCUCAGGACUCACCGAUGGUUUGGUCCAAAUCAAUGGACUUCGGGUUUGGAUGUUCACAGACCCCUUGUAAAGGCAGUAUUUUUUAUUUUAAUUUACAUUUUUUGGUAAUUUUUUUCCAAGCAUGAAAGUAUUCUGAUCGAAAUGAAAAGUAUUGGUGUUGAAGAUGCUCAAGGUAUCCGUCACAGAGUUACAUUUUAUGUGCUUUUGUAUUAAUUUCUUGCAUAUUGAGAAUAAAGUUGUGAAUAUGUUA
This is a messenger RNA of Lingula anatina, 2599 nucleotides long. RefSeq lists its product as uncharacterized. NCBI's taxonomy places the organism in Eukaryota, Metazoa, Brachiopoda, Lingulata, Lingulida, Lingulidae. The record is from RefSeq and is a predicted model, not a curated record.